Molecule: messenger RNA, 1239 nt
Organism: Microplitis demolitor
Lineage: Eukaryota; Metazoa; Arthropoda; Insecta; Hymenoptera; Braconidae
Product: jerky protein homolog-like
Exons: 1
Coding region: 1-1239 (412 amino acids)
Cellular component (GO): nucleus
Molecular function (GO): DNA binding
Source: RefSeq, a predicted model, not a curated record
AUGGUUUUCGUGCGUGAUGGAUGGCUGGAUAAAUUUAAAAAACGAUUUGGUAUCCGUCUAUUAACCAUAUCAGGUGAAAAAUUAACAAGCGAUGAAUCUGCAGUACAGCCUUUUAUCGAGCAUUUUAAAAACAAAGUAGAAGAACUGAGUCUUCUUCCUGACCAAAUCUAUAACGCAGACGAGAGUGGUCUGUUCUGGAGACUGUUGCCCAAUAAAACGUUCGUAUCUGCUGAAGAAGCAAGUGCACCAGGUCGUAAAGUGAGUAAAGAUAGAAUCACCUUCAUGCCGUGUUCAAAUGCUACUGGAACAAACAAAUUGGAUUUGUUAGUGAUUGGCAAAGCAAAAAAUCCCAGAGCUUUCAAGAACAUUUGUCUGCCAGUCUGCUACAAGAAUCAAAUUAAAAGUUGGGUCACGAGAGAGGUAUUUAGUGAAUGGUUUCAUAAAGACUUUGUCCCAGAAGUCGAGAAGUUUAUGAAAAGAUCAAACUUGCCCAUAAAAGCUUUACUCGUACUUGACAAUGCUCCAGGCCUCCCAAAUGAACAAGAACUCAAAUCAAGUGAUGGGAAUAUCCAAGCCAUCUUCGUACCACCAAACUGCACACCUUUACUGCAGCCGAUGAAUCAAAAUGUUAUCCAGAAAAUAAAGUCUUUGUAUAAAAAUAAAUUGCUGAUCCAUAUUAUAUCUCAGGAUGGUGAUGUAACGCAGAGCCUUAAAGGAUUCAAUUUGAAGGAUGUUGUAUUCUCUCUCGCUCAUGCUUGGAAUUCUGUUUCUCCGAACUUAAUCCAAUCUUCAUGGAAAAAGUUAUGGCCUACUAUGAAUGAUGUAUCAGAAACAGAAGAAACAAAUAAAUGGGAUACUGAGGAUAAUGUGCCUAUUGCCGAUUGGGUUCAAAAUCUAUCAGAAAAAGGAUUGGAGACAAGUAAAGAAAAUUUGAAUUCUUGGUUUGAAGGAAUCGAAGAAACAGAGGAAAUUAUGACUGAUGAAGAAAUUGUAUUUGAAGCAGUACAAGAAGAAAGCUCUGUAGAAAUAUUGGAGCCACCAACUACUACAACUGCUGUAAGAGUUAAACCAGAUGAUGCAUUGACUUGUUUCAAUACAUGCAUAACAUGGGCAAAAGAAAACGGCAUAUCUGCCAAAGAUAUUAUAAUUCUUCGCAACAUGCGAGAAAAGGUUUUUAAGCAAGGACUACAAGUUGCACAAAAGCAGACCUCAAUUAAGGAUUAUUUCAAAUCUAGUUAA